This is a messenger RNA of Pieris brassicae (large cabbage white), 1802 nucleotides long. RefSeq names its product phospholipid phosphatase 2-like. The record is from RefSeq and is a predicted model, not a curated record. The transcript is spliced from 7 exons. Lineage: Eukaryota; Metazoa; Arthropoda; Insecta; Lepidoptera; Pieridae. Gene Ontology annotation, biological process: signal transduction; phospholipid dephosphorylation; phospholipid metabolic process. Bases 89 to 1057 code for a protein of 322 amino acids. Gene Ontology annotation, molecular function: phosphatidate phosphatase activity.
CGCGGGUAGACAGACUGCUUUUAUAUUAAAUAAUUAAGGCGUAUUUAUAAAGCCAUGUUUUGAUUUAAAAGUAAGUAUAAGUGAUAUAAUGGGUGCAUUAGAUUGUGUUGCCAGUAACAAAAUUUCAUCUUCAAGUACUGAAGUGUUUACAGCUACGAUGAAUUCACAGACUUCGUUGGAAAAAGAUCAAAAAGAACAGGAUAACCAGUUGAUCGAAAGAAGAUGCGGUAACCGCUCCAUCUGGUGGACACUUGCUGUAGAUAUUCCACUUCUAACACUCGUGUGUCUAAUAGUGGGGCUGUUUGAGCUAGGCGUCAUCCCGCACCAUAAAAACGGCUUUUUCUGCAAUGAUCCAGCUCUUUCGUUCCCGUUUACGGGAGACACUGUCUCCUUUUCAGUCAUCGUUUCUUCUAUUAUCUUUCCUCCUUUUGUUUUGAUAUUCAUCACUGAGUAUGUCUUCCACAAGUCAACAUAUAAUACGCGAACAAAACUUCGUCAUGUUGCAAGAAAUACUUUGUACAUGUACAGAAGUUAUUCAUACGGACUGUUCUUUAAUCUGGGUCUAGUGGAGGUGAUGAAAGGGUUAACUGGCAGCCCUCGACCCUCCUUUUUUGACAUCUGUGAACCGGAUACCGCGAAAACUUGUAAUGGGUCAGAGUACGUUGCAACAUUCCAAUGUACAUCAAAGAAGUAUUCAGCUUGGUAUCAAACGGAUUCCUACCACAGUUUUCCUUCAGGACACACUUCGCUCUCUAUCUAUUGUGGACUCUUUAUGGCGUGGUACUUACAAAAACGCGCAUUUGACUGGCGUCACCGCACUGUUUUCUUCGUGCCCGUACUCCAGAUGACUUGUGUCACAUAUGCCGCCAUUUGCUCACUCACCAGAAUAACGGACCACAGACAUCAUUGGUGGGACGUGCUUACGGGUGCCGUUAUAGGUUUAGCCACAGUGUGUUAUACGGUGACUGUUUUAUGCAGAAACUUCAAAACUUCAAAUUUGGAAGACAAAGCCAUGACCGAAAGUCAGAAUACAGUGCAAACUGCAUUAUUUGUAUAAGACUUUAACACAUUCGUUGCAUUUAGUAAAUUAUAAUUUGUGUAAAUAUAGUUUAAAUAAUAGUUUUCUGGGGUGAUGUAAAAUUGGUUUGUUAAAUUAGACUGAUUGUUUGUAGAAGGAAAUCUGUGUUUGUGUUACUAGAAUGACAUAAAGGAAUGAAUGCUUUGGGAAAUCGCGAAACCGGAUAUAUUGUAACAUAGUAUCCAUAGACUAAUGACAAGCGAGACGGUUGUCAAUGUCAUGUACAUAUUUCAAUAAUUAUACAAUUUAAAUUUAGACUUAUAAAAUUAACUAAAGCUCACUUAUCAUGACAGUGUCAUAUUUUGUGUGUGAUAUUUUGACAGUAAAUUUUAUUUUUUAUAUGUUAGUUUUUGUUGCUUAAUAAGGGUACACCUUAGUAUUUUUUUUUAGUUUCUGUCCUUUAACUAGCGCUGUCUGGAAAAUAUCGCUUGUUAAAAAGACCGCCCAUUUCAUCCUUAAUAAUAUUUUACUUUGUUUGUAUUUUUUUUAAUGUAACGAAAUUGAAAUGAAUAAAAAUAACAGUGAUUGUAUAACAAAUAAACUCCCAUCUAGUGGGUGACAAAACAAGUAGUCCAUAGUAUUUAUAAACGAUGAUGAAUUGGUAUUUCAGCUAUUAAUAUGAAUUAUUUCGUUAGAUAUAAGAUAACUGUAAAUAAAAAUGUGAUAUUAUCAUAAAAUUAGUCAAAUAAUUUUGUUAAAAAAUAUAAAAAUUAUACCUUUUUCA